GUGCAGUAGGUGGCAGUGAUACUCAUCUAGAGUCUGCGAACAGCCAUUAAACCAAGACGAGAAUAAGCAAGUGUGGAGAGUUGCUUUUAUUCGCGUUUCGUCGGAUUUGUUUUCGUUUUAUACUUCGUGAAAAUGUCGAGACUAGAUAGGAUACAUUCUAACCUGAUGAAGCGAAUGUCAAUUGUCAUUCGUGAUAUUUGGGUGGAGGUGGAAGCGACGGUGAAGGACUAUCAGAAGGAAGCAGCCCAAACACGGUCAGAAAACGCGAGGCUGAAACAACAGCUCAGGGAUGCGCUGAGCAGGAAUCAGGCACAUUUGAACGGAGUCCACUAUGUCCCUCCUGAAGAAGCCUCACCCACAGAAUUACCAGCGUGUGGAUAUGGGUCCCCAGCUGAAUCUGAAGACCCCGACGACCAGCAAACGGAGGGCGAUGCCAAGAGUCAGGCUUCACCUAGUGAACUGAAGCCGCGCAUACUAGAUGUCAUUUCAGUCUGUAAGACGGAAGCAGAAGAUAGAGAGCUAGUGCAUCAAAAAGAUGUCUCAUCUGUAGGUGAACAACGGAUUGACAGCUCAAGUACGGAUGAGACAUUGAACAGGAACGCAGCCACUGUGGCAACACAGAGGGUCAAGACUGAGCCCGAGGACACCAUCAUCACAAUAACGUCUUCAGUUACUACCACCCCUGCCCACGCCGGUCCGCGUCAAGACUCAGAACCCGCUCACCACGCUUCCACCUUGUUGAAGAGAGCGCAGAAGAAGGAGUGCCUUCGCACACGAUACACCAUGCCUAGGAGAGCAUCCGCAAAAGAUCACGCCCAUGAAGAGCCGUAUAAGUGUAACAAAUGUGGAAGGCAGUUAAAGGACUUGGCAAAGCUGCAGCUGCAUAAGAAAUUGCAUGAAAGGUCCUUCAUCUGUCACUGGUGUGGCAGAAACUUCUCAAAGUUUGACUACCUUCGGAUGCAUAUGCGCACACACACCGGAGAACGGCCUUACCGCUGCCACUGGUGCUCAAAGACCUUCAGCCAGAGCGGAAACAUGAGGAGACAUGAGCGCACGUGCCGGAAUUUUAGUGAAGAAUCGACAUCGCAUGGGCUGGAAGAUCAACAUCUGUCCGCUGACUGACCAUUGUUGCCAGAUCACACCUCGACAAAAAACCUGUUGUUGUGAUAGAGAGCUGAAAAUUGAUCUUUUUCAUUAUAAAUAUUGGGAUAUUUAUGAUUUUAUCAAGUAUAUUAGAAGCUUCCAUGUUACAGAACAUACAGAAAGCCUUUAUGCUGUUUGACCAACAUUUCUAUGAACUUUUCAGGCCGUAUGUGUGCACAGAUGUCACCAGUAAGUCGAAAAAACAUGAGAAUGAACAUUUGACCUUUUGAGGAAGAUCACGUUGUGUUCCAUACUGAGUACCAUGACCUACUGUACUUCAAGACUGAUGUUUUAAUAUUAUAAAUACUCCACAGAGAGCAGUUUCUAGCCAAUGAAAUGUUUUUUUUAGGCAGUGCAUAACUAUAAAAAUGUAUAUUCACUAUAGGAAGGAAUAACUUUCAUUACUUGUUUUAUUAAUUUAGUUUUUUUAUAUUUUUUUCUGGCCUACGCAUUACAAUUUGAAAAUUCCAGAUUUUGGUGACUGUGGGAAUUACAGAGGAUGAGUUCAAUCUAAAGCAGUAGAUUAGGAUAAGAAUCAGUGAGGUAGACUGGACAGUAAAAUGUACUUAAACUACAAAAUUGUCAGAAGAAAAUCAUGUUAUUUGAGAAGAUGUAUCUUAUGACUGUCAAAUGAGGAACUUUGUUGUAUGUAAAAACAAACGCUUGAAUAAACUAGAUUCAGUUUAA
Molecule: messenger RNA, 1830 nt
Organism: Carassius carassius (crucian carp)
Lineage: Eukaryota; Metazoa; Chordata; Actinopteri; Cypriniformes; Cyprinidae
Product: zinc finger protein 397-like
Exons: 2
Coding region: 133-1122 (329 amino acids)
Biological process (GO): regulation of transcription by RNA polymerase II
Molecular function (GO): RNA polymerase II cis-regulatory region sequence-specific DNA binding; DNA-binding transcription factor activity
Source: RefSeq, a predicted model, not a curated record